Molecule: messenger RNA, 1362 nt
Organism: Eruca vesicaria subsp. sativa (arugula)
Lineage: Eukaryota; Viridiplantae; Streptophyta; Magnoliopsida; Brassicales; Brassicaceae
Source: the annotation of a GenBank genome assembly
GAGGCAAAACACACACAACACAAAGAACCAUGACAAGAUCCGAUCAAGCGACUUUUUCCGGCCUUGUGCCGAUUUUUUUCUUGCUAAUAUUAUCAGCGGCGGCUCAAGGACCGCCGCCUGAUCACAGAGAGGGAAUGUAUAACAACUACGGCAGGGUAAGUCCCGCCUUGGCGGUGAUCGUGGUGAUCCUAGUCGCUGCUCUCUUCUUCAUGGGCUUCUUCUCCAUCUACUUCCGCACGUGCUCCGGCGUAGCCGACCCAGGCGCUGUGCCUUCUGGUGGUGGUGGGGUUAGAUCCACAGGAACAGUCAACGCAGCGGCGCGUGGACUUGACGUCUCGGUGGUGGAGACUUUCCCUACGUUUGUCUACUCGGAGGUGAAGACGCAGAAGCUCGGGAAAGGGGAGUUGGAGUGUGCUAUCUGUCUGAACGAGUUCGAAGACGACGAAACGCUGCGUUUGCUGCCUAAAUGUGAUCAUGUCUUUCACCCUAACUGCAUCGACGCGUGGCUUGAGGAUCACGUUACUUGCCCUGUUUGUAGAGCGAAUCUUGCUGAGCAGGUAACUGAACCGGUCGAACCGGAUGUUGAAUUGCAGCAAGUGGUUGUGAAUCCUGAACCGGUGGUUACUGCUCCGGUUAUGGCUGAAGUCGAUUCGAGGAGAUUACCUGGAGUACCGGUGGAGAUUAAGCGAGUUAAGUUCUCUAGGUCGCAUACGACGGGGCACUCGGUGGUUCAACCGGGAGAGUGUACCGAGCGGUUUACUCUCCGGUUACCGGAAGAUGUAAGGAAGAGGGUGAUGGAGAAUUGGAAACUAAACCGGUCGGGUAGUGUUGUGGGGAGUUCAAGGAGAGGUAAACCGAUUGACCGGUCAAGGGCUCGGUCUGAUCGUUGGUUGUUCCGUAAAACGCCGUCGUUUAUGUGGAGGAGCAGAGAUGCUGGUUCGAUUAGGCUUGGUUCUACCGGUAGUAUUCGAGCCAAUGAUUCCACACGGUCGGACCGGUGGGGUUUUCUUAGAAACGGGUCGUUAUUGUGGAGGAACUCUUCAGUGCAUAAGGGAGGAGUCAACAAGGACGGCGAAGGAACUUCGGUUAAACCGACCGGUUUAGUUGGGUCAACUAGUGGUUCGGUGAGAUUACCCGUUUAGUUGACUUAUCUUUUCUGGAUGUACCUAUAUUUUUCAUUUUUUGUUUUGUAUGGGAUUGUUUAUAAACACGCAAUACAUUUUCUUUGAUACUUUUUUAUUGUUAGUUUUGUAUUCUUUAGUUUAUGUAACGUGCAUGUAAAUCAAAGUCAAAUCCAGAUAAGAGAUCUACUUUUAUAAAAAAAUGUAUAAAAAGCUUUAAAACAGGUAGAUAACCAUAAAC